AUUUAGAGGGAGGGUUUAAAAGAGCGUCCCAGCCAGCCAAACAGGCAGAAUACAGCACUCGACAAAGCAGAGGCUCAACUCUCAGCAGCAACGCAGGCUCGACACUGCAAUCUUCUGGUGAAAGAAAAGGAUACUUCCACUGAGCUCUCGUUCUGCAUUUCGGGUAUCAACAUGGACGCAAUUGUAGAGCUCGAGUGCAUCGUGUGCUGCCACGAGUACUCGCGCAGCAACAGGAUCCCGCGGGUCCUCCACUGCAACCACACCUUCUGUGCCCCUUGCCUGGAGAAAAUGUCCAAGCUGAAGGGUGUCAUCUACACCGUCUCUUGCCCUCUCUGCCGCUGGAUUACCUGCACCAGAGCCAGCCUGACUUUGCCAGGGGCCCUGUGGGUCAACACAGAAAUCUGGGACCAGAUUUCAGAGGAGCAGAGGGAGAAUGAGAACAAUUCAGUGGAGGAUUUGAAAGACUCAAAGUUGCUGUUCAUCGAGACCACACUACCCGUUUCACGGCGCCCUAAUUUGAAGGCCAGUCUCCGAAAGGUUUUCAGCUGUAUAGGUAUGCCUCUGCAAAGCAGAUGACUGAGAGUUUAACAGCAGGAGGUGGACCUCGGCCAUCUUGUCGGACAGACUCCAAAUCUGCAAGACUAAAGUUUGCAUGAUCUGACUUUCACACAAUGGAUCUGCACGGCAGUGCCUCAGUGAGCGUUUGCAUCUUGUGAGGACCGAAGGCCUGAACGUCUUUGUGCGAAAGUGUUGAACCAGACUGUCGUUGUAAAAAGAUGACGUCGACUCUGCCUCCAGUUGAAGUUGUGAUCUGUGAAGAUUUUUGAUUUAUAUCACUGCACAGUUUUAUUCACCACAAUAGGAGCAAAAAAAAAAAAAAAAUCAACAAAUCAACAUUCUGUUCAGUAAAGCAUUGAAGAUGAUUUAAAACAUGAUUUUGUACUAUAGUUUUAAUUUAUGAUGCAUUUUAAAGUAUUUGGUACAAUUAUUUAUGUAGGUAGUGUUAAACAAUUUUUGUCACUUUGUUAACAUGUUUUGUGCAUUUCUCAGAAAAGCACGCGUCAUGUUUAUUUUUUCUAUUCUGUGUGUUGUUGACAUGGAGGAAUUAUUUCCUUAGAGCCAAUUAAGGUGAUAUUUUAUAGGAAUAACUAGAGGGAAAUACAUACCGUCAGGUAUAUAAACAGACAUCUGUGACACAAAUGUUUGUGUUAAUUAAAACUG
Archocentrus centrarchus (flier cichlid) is the source of this 1221-nucleotide messenger RNA. RefSeq names its product RING finger protein 208-like. The record is from RefSeq and is a predicted model, not a curated record. The transcript is spliced from 3 exons. Gene Ontology annotation, biological process: protein ubiquitination. NCBI's taxonomy places the organism in Eukaryota, Metazoa, Chordata, Actinopteri, Cichliformes, Cichlidae. The coding region runs from base 172 to 576 and encodes 134 amino acids. Gene Ontology annotation, molecular function: ubiquitin protein ligase activity.